GCCGCCACACGCAGGAUGGCGGCGGCGGCGGGCGAGGCUGGGGCCGCUCGGAGGAGGCGGCUGCGGGGCUCCGGCGGGUGAAGGACCCGGAACGGAGCCGGCUGAGGGGCGAGCACCGGGCAGGGCAGGGCCGGUGGCCGCAGGUUGGAACCUGCCUUUAGUAGGACGACAUCCCCUUUUCUUCGUGUGCUCCGCGCUCUUUCCACGGGCGUAGCGCCGCGCCGGACGAGCAAUUACUCCCGUGACGUGGCAGGAUUGGCGCCUCGCUCCCAGCAGCCUCCAAAGCCCCGGGAACAGCUCUCUGUGCCGCUGGCUAAUGGGGCAUGCCUUGUAACAUCAUGUGCUACCGCGCCGCUUGGAGUCUCAGGGUUCAGAUGCCGCUAACGAUACGCGAUGGAAGAAAGGCGGGGAGGGGAACGCGGCUUUACAGCUAAACACAACAGCAGCCCGGAUAGAAGUGACACCAAGCACUGAAAUUCUUUCAGUUGCAAGGCCGUGCUGUCACGCUGGGGGAUAUCGGGCCCUCUCAGCGCUUUGGGGGUUUAAAGUGACCCAAAAGUGUCAGUUAAGAAUAAGAUCCCUGGCAUCCCACCCUGUGGAUUAGCAGCAAACAGGCGUAUCAUCUAGGUACUUUCAGAAGGUGCCGCAAAGAAGCUUCCUCGUGUGGAAAACCCUACGGGAAAAACCGUGCGUUUUCUGGAAACUCGUGGAGCAAAGCUCUCAAAAUGGCAGACAAUAAGGACAGUAAUGUUAAAAACGCAGAUGUGAGACCCAAAAGCAGCCGGAGCAGAAGCGCAGACAGAAAGGAUGGUUACGUCUGGAGCGGAAAGAAGCUCUCCUGGUCCAAAAAGAGCGAGCACUGUUCUGAUGCUGAAACUGUGAGUGCUGCAGGAAGAUCAGGGUCUAAUUUAAAGAGCCAAGAGAGGAAAUACAGCUGCUCCUCUAUCGAGCUGGAUCUAGAUCGUUCGUGUGGUCACAGGUUUUUAGGCCGGUCUCUCAAACAGAAAUUGCAAGACGCCGUGGGUCAGUGCUUUCCCAUAAGAAACUGUAGCAGUCGGCACGCCUCAGGACUUCAGUCGAAAAGGAAAAUUCAUAUCAGUGAAUUAAUGCUAGAUAAGUGUCCUUUUCCUCCGCGCUCCGAGCUUGCUUUUCGGUGGCACCUGAUUAAAAGGCAUACAGCCCCCGUCAGCCACAAGGCGGAAGACUGGAUAAUCGCUGACUUAUCCCAGAAUGAGGAGAAGGAGGAUCACCUGCGAGACGACGAGGUAGCCAACGGGGGAGCGGACUCUCCCUCCCAGUCCUGUGACCUUACUGAUGGCAUUUCCUCCAGGGGGGACUCGAGGCCCGAGCUGGUGCUGGGUAAGGUGGUAAGGAGCAGUAAAGAGGAGAGCGAUAUGGACUCCGACGAUGAAGUUAUUACGCUAUGCACGAGCUCUAGGAAAAGAAACAAGCCCAAAUGGGAAACCGACGAUGAGCUGCUGCGGAUGGAAACGCCUCCGAAAUACCACACGCAGAUCGAUUAUGUCCACUGCCUGGUCCCAGACCUCCUUCAGAUCAACAACAACCCCUGCUACUGGGGAGUCAUGGAUAAAUACGCCGCCGAAGCGCUGCUGGAAGGAAAGCCGGAGGGAACGUUUCUGUUACGAGAUUCUGCCCAAGAAGACUAUUUGUUUUCUGUGAGCUUCAGGCGCUACAGCCGGUCCCUCCACGCGCGGAUAGAGCAGUGGAAUCACAACUUCAGCUUCGAUGCCCACGAUCCGUGUGUCUUCCACUCGCCAGACAUCACGGGACUCCUAGAGCACUAUAAAGAUCCGAGCUCCUGUAUGUUCUUUGAACCGCUUUUAUCCACUCCGUUAAACAGGACCUUUCCUUUUUCUCUCCAACAUAUAUGUAGAACAGUUAUUUGCAACUGUACGACUUACGAUGGCAUCGAUGCACUUCCUAUUCCUCCGUCAGUGAAGCUGUAUUUGAAGGAAUAUCAUUACAAAUCAAAAGUUAGAGUACUCAGGAUUGAUGUACCAGAGCAGCAAAGCUAGAAAAUAUUUUUAUGAAAGAAUGAAAUUGUCUCUAAACAGAUAAAUUUGUGUUCAGUCUUUCCUCCUUUUAAGUUUCUUAAUGUCAUUUUGACUUUUUUUCCCUUCUUCUGCAGAUUAUUUACAACCCAAACUAGCCUCUGUCUAAGGCUUUUUUAUCCAAACGUUCUUUGAGUCUUCCCAAGCCUCUUUUUAGAAAUGGUAUUCGUUGUGGGCUUUUGGUACUGUUCCCCAACUAGAGUUUUACGGAACUUCAGGUAGGCUUUCUGGUAUUUCUAUAGAUGGAUAGUCUUUAGAUCUAAAAACCUUAAAAAUCAGUUUUGAACUUGAUCUGUCUUUUAUAUUGUAAUUUACAUAUGUUGCUGACAUGUUUGAAAUAAUGCACAUUAACUAAAGAUUGACUCACCUCUA
This is a messenger RNA of Cygnus atratus (black swan), 2444 nucleotides long. It is a transcript of the gene SOCS4, whose product is annotated as suppressor of cytokine signaling 4. Gene Ontology annotation, molecular function: 1-phosphatidylinositol-3-kinase regulator activity. The transcript is spliced from 4 exons. Gene Ontology annotation, cellular component: phosphatidylinositol 3-kinase complex. Bases 726 to 2036 code for a protein of 436 amino acids. Lineage: Eukaryota; Metazoa; Chordata; Aves; Anseriformes; Anatidae. The record is from RefSeq and is a predicted model, not a curated record. Gene Ontology annotation, biological process: positive regulation of proteasomal ubiquitin-dependent protein catabolic process; intracellular signal transduction; phosphatidylinositol phosphate biosynthetic process.